Messenger RNA from Henningerozyma blattae CBS 6284, 1056 nucleotides. It is a transcript of the gene AIM34, whose product is annotated as Aim34p. The coding region runs from base 1 to 1056 and encodes 351 amino acids. NCBI's taxonomy places the organism in Eukaryota, Fungi, Ascomycota, Saccharomycetes, Saccharomycetales, Saccharomycetaceae. The transcript has a single exon. The record is from RefSeq and is a predicted model, not a curated record.
AUGAAUUCUUCAUACUCUUUGGUGACAAAAUUGUUUUCAAAAUCAUCUAGUAACAUACCAAGAUUGCUUGUGAAAAAUGCUCUACCUUCCAGAUCGUUUAACAACUCAUCGUUGAGGUUAGCAAGCAGCCAAUUACCAAUAGAUCAAGCUCAAUUGACCCAUGAUUUCCAGGGAUUGUCAUUAAAAGACUUAAAAAAGCAAUGUGCAUUACGUGGAUUGAAAGUAUCGGGUAAAAAGUCUAUACUUUUAGGUCGAUUGAUUGAAUUUGAUACAACGUCGCCAUUAAAUAUACCAAAAGCAAGCAUCGAUUCUCUGAAGAAUACACCCAUUCAAAAUGCAAAAGUUCCAGCUGCUUUAAAAAAAUUACAGAAUUUGAAAAAUAAGAACAAUAUCAAGCAUUCUAAAGAAGAAAUUUUAGGAGAUUCGAAUACCUCUCCAAUUGUAAAAUCCACACCUGUAUCUGCUGACCCAAGCCCGUGUGAGGCAAAGUCUACAGAAACUAUUGAGCAAGUUCAAAAGCCAACUAAUAAAAUCCAUCAGGCCAUUGAUCAGACUACGAACUCUGAAACUAAGAAGUAUGAACUCGAGCAACAAUCGAAGAGUAUCAAUGAUGCAUGCAUUGCUCCUGAAAAAGAUGUAGUUGAAUCUAACAAUCUAAAUAUUGAAUUAUCAGCACAAGAUAACUUGAAAGCGCAUACCAAUAAAACGAAUCAAGAAGAAAUUACAAGACAAAUCAAGGAAGAAGAACUUGCCAAAAAAUCUGAACACGAAGAACUUGCCAAGAAAGCUGAACGAGAUGAACUCACAAGUGAACCCAAUGAAUCGAACAUGCUGAAGCAAUCCACAUUAAACAAAAAGCCAAAAUCAAAUGAAAACAGCAAACCAGAAAGUGUUAUAAUCGAACAACCAAGAACACCCGUAACCAAUUUUUCUAAGCAAAAUUACAAAAAUUCUAAACCGAACGCAACUACCGUAAUAACAUUAGGGGCGUUAGCAGCUCUUUGGUGGGGUCUACAUGAUGCUAGAGUUAAGAAAAAUGAUGAAGAAGGUAAAUAA